CCCCGCUCCUCGCCGAGCUUCGUCCGUCCGCCUGCGGCGGCGGCGGCUGCGCUGGGGGCGGCUCCCGCGGCGGCUCCGCAGCUGCCCGGGCGCUCGCGCACCCAGCACCCCGCCGGCGGCGUCCACGCUUACCUAGCGCCGGCCGCGGAGGUGCGCGGGGAAGGCGCGCCGGGGAGCCGGGGCCUCCGGCCGGUGCGGGGCGCGCGGCCCGGGCAGCGCCGGGGAAGGCGGCGCGGGGACGGGCGCUGGGCGGCCGCAGGGUUCCGGGCGCCGCCGCGUCCCGAGCUCCCCUGCCGGCCCUGCCGGCGGCCUGCGGGGGCGGCGCAGUUGCGAAACUGAGUGCCUGCCUAGAGCCUCGCAGAAUCCCUGAGUGGUGCUCCGUCCUCGGAGACUACCUCAUACCCUGGCUGCAGACUCUGGCGUGGUAAGCUGACCACGCAGACUCUGCCUUCUCCGUGUUCCUGCAGCCAGAGGCAUGACCUGACGCCCUGAUGACCACUCUCAGGGCCCUUGUGUGACUGGCCGGUGCACCAUGGAACUUAAAGUAUGGGUGGAUGGAGUUCAGAGGAUUGUUUGUGGGGUCACCGAAGUCACAUCUUGCCAGGAGGUUGUAAUAGCCUUAGCUCAAGCGAUAGGUCGAACUGGAAGGUACACCCUUAUAGAAAAAUGGAGAGAUACUGAAAGACACUUAGCACCUCAUGAAAAUCCUAUCAUAUCCUUAAACAAAUGGGGGCAGUACGCUAGUGAUGUGCAACUGAUUCUGCGGCGGACAGGGCCAUCUCUCGGUGAGCGGCCCACCUCAGACAGUGUGGCUCGGAUUCCCGAAAGAACUUUAUACAGGCAGAGUCUGCCCCCUUUAGCUAAACUGAGGCCUCAGAUUGACAAAUCAAUCAAAAGGAGAGAACCCAAAAGGAAAUCAUUAACAUUUACAGGAGGUGCCAAAGGAUUAAUGGACAUUUUCGGAAAAGGCAAAGAAACUGAGUUCAAGCAAAAGGUGCUGAAUAACUGCAAAACAACAGCAGAUGAAUUGAAGAAGCUGAUCCGUUUGCAGACAGAGAAGCUUCAGUCCAUUGAGAAACAGCUGGAAUCUAAUGAAAUAGAAAUACGAUUUUGGGAGCAAAAAUAUAAUUCUAACCUCGAAGAGGAAAUUGUUCGCCUAGAGCAAAAGAUCAAAAGAAAUGAUGUAGAAAUUGAGGAGGAGGAAUUUUGGGAAAAUGAAUUACAGAUUGAACAGGAAAAUGAAAAACAGCUGAAGGAUCAACUUCAAGAAAUAAGACAGAAAAUAACAGAAUGUGAAACCAAAUUAAAGGACUAUUUGGCACAGAUCCAGACUAUGGAAAGUGGUCUUGAAGCAGAAAAAUUACAGUGGGAAGUUCAGGAGGCACAAGUCAAUGAGGAAGAGGUCAAAGGAAAGAUUGGUAAGGUCAAAGGGGAAAUUGACAUCCAAGGUCAACAGAGUCUGAGGCUGGAAAAUGGCAUUAAGGCCGUGGAACGAUCUCUUGGACAAGCCACCAAACGAUUACAGGACAAAGAACAAGAAUUGGAGCAGUUGACCAAAGAGCUGCGGCAAGUCAAUCUCCAGCAAUUUAUCCAGCAAACAGGGACAAAAGUUACUGUUCUGCCAGCGGAGCCCAUUGAAAUAGAGGCCUCCCAUGUGGACAUACAAAGGGAGGUGCCAUUCCAGUCUGGGUCCCUGAAGCGACCUGGUUCGUCUCGGCAGCUCCCCAGUAAUCUUCGUAUUCUACAGAAUCCUAUCUCAUCUGGUUUUAACCCUGAAGGCAUAUAUGUAUAACAUUGUCUGUCUUUAAGGGGGAGACCCAAUAAAGGUACCAAGGACAGUAGAACUCUCUCUUUGAUUUGUGCCAAUAACGAACAGAGGGUGUAUUUCACAAGCCACCGUGUCUUUUUUCUCUCCUAAAUCGCAUACCACUUGGAGCCAUACCCUGUGCACUGAUGCUAAAGAACAAAGAAACUGUUUUCACACAACAGUGUUGGUAUUUUUAUCCAGCAGCUGUAAUGCAAAGCCUUCAUUUUCAUUUGUAGCAUUUUGAGAGCAUUAGGAAAGUGUUACAUCGUGUGUAUACUGAAAUAAACCAGGACUCAAGAGUGGAGAGACAUUUGUGAUUGGAUUAGUUUAAUUUAUUUCAUGUAAUCAAUUAAUGUGUGAAUGUUGAUGUUUUUACUCUUUUUUAUUAAUACUUAUCCUGUGACUUAAAUACCUUGCAUAUUGUGUGACCAUGACUUCGUGUGCAUGUUGCCCAACUCCAUCCACGCAUUGCCAAUUUAAACUACACAAGUGGCAUAGGGUGCUCCGCCAUUGAAACUGACUCCACAAGAACCCACUUGCGUUUAUUUUCUGAAACUGUCCAGUAGCCAUUGCUUAGUGAGGUUGGAAUAACUCGGGGAGAAGGGAGUUAAAUCUAGAAUCGAAUCUUCCCUUUACAGUAUUCCCCAAUAUGUGAGUAACCACAUAACAUAAUGGAUAUUUUUCAUGAGGUAAAUUGUAUGUGUAAGAGGUUUGCAGUGUGUCGGAUACUGCUGAACAAAUACGUCAUUGUUGACGAUCUGUCCACACAGGCGUGGGGUUUCCGGAUACGUUUCGUGUUUUGUUUCUGCUCUGCUUUGUGGUCUCCUCUCACGGGUCCUUCGAAUUUACAUGAUAUGAAAGUUACAGAUCCCCGAGGACCAGAUCGCUCUACUUCUGGAAUGUUGCUUUAAGCAAUGUAAAAUGACCACUUCAUAUAUGGUCUAUUGAUAUUUACUUCCCUGGGUAGGUUAUUGCUUGCACCUAAUUUACUAUUGGGACUUCUCCAGUCACAGGGAAAGUAGAUUGGAGUUAGGUACUUUUUACCAAGGAAAUAAAGUCAAAUUCAGUAUAUGUUUUUAUUUUGAAGCCUGACUUUUAUAAGACAUUAAUCUCCAUUUGUACAUAUGCUGUUUUAUUUAUAAAACCAAAAAUGAGUCAAUGCCUAUACUAUGAGCAGUGACUUAACUAAGAUUUACAAGAGUAUUUAGACAGACGUAGUCAGAUACCACUUAGCCAUUUUUACAUUCCCUCUGAUCAAAAUUGGUACAGAAUAAUUAAGACUUUACUCUAAAAUUUAAAGUAGUUUUUAAUUCUGAAGAAAACAAAUUUUCUGUUAUUUACAUGCAACAAAAGUGGAUUCCUAUGGUAAAUAAUGCUAUGAUAACAAUAAAAAGAUACGUAUUAUGCAUGAAGGCAACUUUGGAUGUUUUAACACAUUUGACUUAUUUUUGGUUUAAUGAAUGCUGAGAAUGCUGCUUAGGUUUCCUAUAAAAGUUUGUAAGAAUGGCUAUGAAAAUAUAUAGAAGCUUCUAGAGAACUGAAAGUAAUAAUAUAGAGUUGCCUUUUCCAGUACAGCGAAGUGGCAGACCUCACCUGAAGAUAUUAUUUUGGGGGCGCUUGGAGUUAUCGAGUUGAUCUUACCAUUUUACUACUUUGCAAAUAACUGAAGAAGUAAAUGAUUCUUAUUGAAUAACCACAGUGUGUACACAUUUACUCUCAGUGUGUAAUAGUUGUUUCAUAUCAAUAUAUAUUUAAAAUUAGGAUAAUUAAAAAUCAAAAUAAGUUGAUAGCUUUUGUGACAAUAAUGAUUUAUGUAUGCCCAAAAUAUGCCUUAUUUUUAAAGAAUCCUAUACUUAGUCAUUUUGUCAUUGUUCAGAGAAAUUGAGACCUUAUUCACAAAGAAAACCUUUUUUGUAUUAAUUGCAUUCUGUUUAAAUCAAAAUGUGAAACUACACAUAAUAUUAAACUUUGCAAUUGGAAAUUACAAAGAUGCCUUGGCGUACCAUGAAAACUACAGAGUCCAUAUCCAACUUAAUUACUGGAAAUUAGUAUUGAAUUAACAUAACUUUAAAAAGAUACCAGCAGCAUCCUUGCAGCUUCCAGAAGUCCUGGGUUCCCCAGCAUGGUUCCAUGGUUAACCUCUCUGACAACCUCCUCAGAAUUUCCAAGUUGCCAAACAACCAUCAUGGACCUAAUUACAGACAGAAAAAAAAAAAUAGUAUUUUCUAGAUGGGAAAAAUAUAUAAAUGGGAAUAUGAUGAAUAAAUACAUUGAGCAGCCGUACUUUUUUUUUUUUUUUUUUUUUUGGCAGUUUUUGGCUGGGGCUGGGUUUGAACCCACCACCUCUGGCAUAUGGGGCUGGCGCCCUACCCCUUUGAGCCACAGGCCACCCGAGCAGCUGUACUUUUUAAUCAGUUAUAUUACUUCUGAAAGCACAUAUCUAAGGAAUAUUUUCUAAGAGUUAGGGGGGAAAAAUCAUUUCUGUAGGAACAUCUUAAAAUAUUUUAAUCUGUUUAUGAUUAUUUUUAUCCGUUGUGGAUACAAAUGAGUUAGAUUAAGAGCUAUAUCUUUGGAUACAUUUCCAAGGGGGGAGUGAGCAACAGUAUACAAAAAUACGAAAUAUAAAAUUUUGCAUCUGAAGAAAUAUUUAGGUUUUAAUUACUAAAUUAGAUGACAAGUUUUUGUGUUUUUUAAAAAUAAUAUUGAUGUUUUAUUGUGAUUUUCUACAAGUCUUAAAUACAUUUAAAGAUUUUUUUUCUUACCAAGGAAUAAUUUUAAAUACUACUGGUAUAUUUGAUCUCUUGACUGUCAGCCCCAGAGAAUGAUCCAUAGUGGGUAACCUUAGUUCUUUUGUUGUUCUUAUGAGAUGUUUUGGCUUGUUAGCAUUUGCAAUUUUUUUUGUCUUGUUGCAGAAGGAAUUUUUUGUAUGUGAGACUUCAGUUAGUAUUAAUAGCAAUUACCUGUUGUUUAAUUCCCCUAGUAAUCAGUGAGCCAAUCAUGAAUUCCUAACUUCAAAUUAGAUAUAAACAAGAACUAAAAGAAGACUGAUGAGGUAAACAUACAUAUAAAAAAUUCAGUAAAAAAUAGAAUUUAUAGUGUGAAAUGUGAACCAUAGCAGUGUGUAAGAACAUAAAAGCACUUGCUUCCAUAGCAUAAAUAAAAUUUACACCUGCAUUAAAAGAUAAUUUUCUUUGUGAAUAAAAGCAAAAUGGUCUUUAAAGAAAAGAGCUCUCCAUUUCUAUGAACAUCUCAAGUCAAAACUGUAAUGGAGGGUGGCGCCUGUGGCUCAGUGAGUAGGGCGCCGGCCCCAUAUGCUGAGGGUGGCGGGUUCAAACCCAGCCCCGGCCAAACUGCAACAAAAAAUAGCCGGGCGUUGUGGCGGGCGCCUGUAGUCCCAGCUACUCGGGAGGCUGAGGCAAGAGAAUCGCGUAAGCCCAAGAGUUAGAGGUUGCUGUGAGCCGGGUGACGCCACGGCACUCUACCCGAGGGCAGUAGAGUGAGUCUCUUGUCUCUACAAAAAAAAAAAAAAAACUGUAAUGGAUUGAGGAAAUAAUAGGGAAAAGGCAAAAACUCUUGAUUCAGGCAUGCAAAGAGCGUCCGUAAGUAAGUAGAUGGGCAUUUCCCAUUGUGCAUUGCCUUGGAAAACUGGGCCUUAAUUUAUAUGUAAAUAACAAUACUGUGUUCACACCCCUCUUCUGCCUAAGUUGUCUUUAUUGACCUAUAUUAUAUUUAAAAAUAGCUCAUAAGUGUUACUUUUAUAUCACGUCCAUUUUCUAAAGUUGCAUGUUUAUACUAUUUGCUCUACAGUAUUUUUAAGUUAUGGGUGAAGGCCAUCCAUCAGCUGUAUCAAGAAGAUAAAACAGUCACUGUUUAUUCAGUAUUGCUGCUUUACAUUUCCAGAAUAAGCUUUCUAUGCCAAGACAGUGACUGCUUGAAAGCUGCAGGAGCUCUUUCCAAUGCAUUUUAUAUAUUUUUAGAAACCAAAUAAAUGCAGAAGACUAUUUAGUAUACUAAUUAUAUUAAACCAGCAGAAAUAUAAAGGCAAUAAAGUAUAUAUACAUAUAUAUGGGGGGAGGGGAAAGAUUAAAAAAUAGGUUUACAGCCAGACAUGGUGAUAACCCUAAAUCUAUUAAUGUUUCUCAAGAUGUUUUCCUUUACUGAUCGUAGGAGGAUUUGAGUUUUCUGCAGCUUUAAACAGAAAAUUGCCACAUUCACUAAUUGUGGACACAUAAAUAUGCUUUUAGUAUUGCUUUGCCAAUGUACAAAUAAAGUAUGUACUAUGUAUUAUAUGUAAUUAUUCUUUUCUUUGACUUUCAUUUCAAAUUGUAUAUUUUCUGAUUAUUAUCAUGAGCUGUAAAACAAAGGAUCAAUAUCAGACAUUCUCCCAAAUAAUAAAUUUUCAGGAUUCAUUUGGG
Molecule: messenger RNA, 6222 nt
Organism: Nycticebus coucang (slow loris)
Lineage: Eukaryota; Metazoa; Chordata; Mammalia; Primates; Lorisidae
Gene: RASSF8
Product: Ras association domain family member 8
Exons: 6
Coding region: 533-1792 (419 amino acids)
Biological process (GO): signal transduction
Source: RefSeq, a predicted model, not a curated record